Messenger RNA from Pelodiscus sinensis (Chinese soft-shelled turtle), 4105 nucleotides. The record is from RefSeq and is a predicted model, not a curated record. NCBI's taxonomy places the organism in Eukaryota, Metazoa, Chordata, Testudines, Trionychidae.
UCCACAGACCCACUGCCCCUGAAAGCCACUGAACCCCAAAUCCCCCCUUGUCCCUGAGCACUCACACCAGCCCCAGAAAGCCCCAAAGACCUGCUCCCCCCCUGUAAGCUCCAACCCCAAAUCUCCCCUGCCCACCACACUCACACCAGCUCCAGAGAGCCCCACAGACCCACUGCCCCCACAACCACAAAAAAGGGCUAGCGAAUGUGGCAGGAGACAUGCUUUCCUCACAGGAGGCCGCUUCCCCCUGGAUCUCGGAUGAAGCCAGCUUCUGUGGAGAUACAGAUCAGCCAGUGAACAUGCAGACCCUGUCUCACAACCCUGCAGCAGCUGUACAAUUGCAUAUGGUCCAGUCAUCAGAGGCAGAGUCAUGGGAGAGCUCUGCAGAAAGCAGCAAGAACCAAUGCUCUGAGGAGCACGUAUUGACCUGCACGUUUGAUGCCUGUGACCUGGAACAAACAGGACAGGUGUCUGUUUUCCGUAUUAUCGAGUACUUGCAGUCUGUGACAGGGCAAAGCUGCGAGGAAGGGAGACUGCAGAUGCUUUACAAAAUGCUGGACCCAGAAGAAAGGGGAGCUGCAGUGGAUUUACCAACCUUCCGUGCCAUCAUGAAGACCUGGAUUGAAAAUUGUCGGCAGGAUGGGGGAUUAGACAGCACAAAGGAAGGAGACAAGUUUGUGGACGAUAUGCGCCUGUGGCCAUCUGGGAGGUGGCAGAGGGCUGUCUCUAGUGCUGCACAGUUAGAGGGGUAUGGUGGUGAUAUCGGCAGUGUAAACCCGCCUCCAAGGGAAGAGGCUGCCGCCUUGAUGAGCAGCAUUGAAGACCUGGAGUAUGGCCACAAAAAGCUGGCCAUGCAGAAUGCCAAGCUGCAGAGGACCAUCGAGGCAGCUGAGGAACACAGCUCCCGCCUCACUGAAGAGAUCUUCCAGCUGAAGAGUAGACUGAGAAGUUCACAGCAGGCCCUGGAACAGGCUAAAUCAGUGUCUAAUGAACUAGAAGAUUUGAAGGUUGUUGCGAAAAGUCUAGAAGAGGAGAAUGGCAAACUUCACUCACAAGCCCGGCAGCUGGAGAAGGAACAGCAGUGCCUCUCUUUACAAGUGAACAAUCUUCAAGAGGAGAACAGAAAGCUGCUCACAGAGAGAGACAGAGUGAAGCAGAAGGUUGCAGGGCUGGCUGCUGAGAAGUCAGAUUUGAAGACACAGCUCUGUGAAUAUGAAACUCUCCUCUCUUGCAAAGACACUGCCCUUACUGAGACAACAAAUCAUGCCGAAGAGCUGACGGCCAUGCUGGCGGAGUACAAAACAGUAGUACAGGAGCUGAGACUGGAAACAAGCCAGCUGCAGGAGCAGCUGAGCCAAACCUACGAAGAUCUGGCCAUGCUGCUGAAGGAGGUGCCCCACGAGCUUAAACCCCACUGUCAGCUUCCUGCACAGCCACUCUGCGUGGAGAUAGAAGAAAUCCAGCAGGGAGGAAAAGUGGAGGCCAGUCUGCCCAGCCCACUGUGUGGGGUGUUGCCAGCCUCAGGAGGUCCUGCGCUGGUGCAGCUGCUUGUGGGGAGGAGCCCAGUGGCUGUCAGGGCUGGAGCAGAGGAGCAGGCGGUGAGCAUGGUCGACUGUACCCCUGCAUGGCUGGCUCAGCAGAGCCCCACCGGGGAAGGUGAAGCCCUGGCUGAACAGCAGCAGCGACUGAUGCCAGAAAGCACAGAGGAGCCGAGAGACUGGGACUGCCCAGCCAAGGAAGAGUUGUGUGAGCAUGGUGGAGAGAAGCAGCUUAGGAUAGCCAAGGGGACCGCUGACGAGCACAGCUCUUUAUGCUGCGUGGAGACCCAUGUGUUUCCUUGGCCGGAAGGAAAGGCAGCAAGGCCUCUCUGCCUGGACCCCCAGCCCGCAGACUCGCCACUGUCCAGUGCAACAGAGAGGAGCCCCAGGGGCCUGCAGGAACAGGCACUCGUCCCCGUGCAGAAUCAGCUCUCCCCUGUCAAACAGAAGCAGCUGCCUCACUGCUGGUUUGAAACCACAGUGCCACAGUUUCCCCCUCCGCAGCAGUCACGGCCCCACGUCCUCCCCAGCCGCCUGCUGCUGGGCCUGCUCCUCACACUCCUCCUGCUGCCAGCACUGUGCUACCUGGGACUGUCCUGCAGACAGCAGCCUGGCUGGACCAUGCCCUCAGGGCUGGCAUGGCCCCACCUCCAGCUACGGUACCUCAGGCCCCCACCUCAGUGAGCCCUUCCCAUCCAGCAGAGGGGAAGGGGGGAGAGGAGGCAGUGCUAAGCUACUACUGAUCCCUCUCCCCCCCACAGCAGCCCAACUUGAAGGCAAAUAAAGGCAGCUCAGGCCAAUGAAACGGAGCAGGAGCGCAGCUUUCAGUGCAGGCUCAGCCGAAGUGAAGCCCUUUUCCCACACCUAGCCCUUGUUUUCCCUCCCAUGGCACAGGAAGUAGGUGUGAACAACCCCGUGUCUCCUCCCCCACUCAGAGCAGAGCUGGCCUAAAGGCCUUGCUGCCAGCCCAGAACUGGGUGUGGCCAGAGCAGUCUGCACAGGGACUAUUACCUGACCCCAUGCAGGGCAGGGCAGGCUUGGCUGAGCACACUGUGGGCUCCCACAGGCCCCCUAUAGGGCAGAUUCGGGGCAUGCCUGGGUGGCACUGAGCUGCAUGGGGCAAAGCAGUGUGCACCAUACAGUGGCUAUUCUUUACUCGUUAGGGAACUGGAGUAAGAUGGAGCAGGCCUGGAUCUAUUGACCAUAGGAACCAGGCAGGCCCCCAAUGCGGGAAUCACACAGGUGGCUUUAAACUCCACACCCAACCUAAGCAACCCAACCCUGAGCCAGACCCUACCCCUACAGCCACAGUCACGCCACUGGCACCUCCUCUGCUAGAGCUCCAAAACUGCCCCGUGCCAGAGCCCUCGGAUGGGCCCCAGAGCAGUAGUCUGGGUUACCCCCUCACCCCAGAGCCCUGGCACUGAGCUCCAGCCCCAGCACACACUGGUCCCACAGGCCUGCCACAGUCACAGCACACACCCUGUGAGCAAGGUGAGACUCACAAGUUUAAGAUUCAGCCGCCCAGGGACUUUGAGCAACAGAACUGUGAACCUAAGCUGUGCUGGACUCAAGUCUGUCUACCCAGGAUCCCGAAUCCAGGAACUGAACCAGCAGGUCUCCCUCCCCUCCUGCUUUCCUCCCUCUGAAAUCAAGCCAGGCUGUGGCAGCAGCUCACCAUUAACACCAAUUACGAUUAUUCAGACUGAGCCAUAGUGAUUGGGAAAUGCAGACUACGUGGGCACCCCUGUGCCUGGGUUAAUUUCUUCACUGGUUUAUUUGCAGCUCCCACUUGUUUGCCCAGUGCACUGGGGAAGAAAUGCCUUUCUAGAUCUUAACACAGAGGGGGCCCAGAAGCAGAGCAUCUGCACCAUUUCCACAUGGAAUCUUUGUCCCUCAUAAAACAUGAAUUUCCAAGGAACAGUCAAAACACUGGGGGAGAAACAAUCUGUCACCCUCCUCAAAACACAGCUACUGCCCUUCUGCACAUCCCUGCUCCAAUCAACACCCCACCAUGUUUCCUGGCUUUCUACCCACCAGGUCUGCCAGUGGUGUGGGGCCAUCUCCAGAACCUGGCAACUUCUUGAUUGCUGGACUUAAGCCUCCAGCCAAUGCAAAACUGCAUUUGGCCUGGAUACUCUUAUUCCUUUGGUGAGCAAAUUAUCCUCUCUCUCCAUUGGGGCAACAGGUUGUGUGCUAAGGUGGCACAGCUGUUCUUGGCCCAGAAAAGACCUGCUCUCCAACUGGAGAGCAAACUAGAGGGAUGCAGAGAUCUGCUAAUGGGGCCAGAGAUUAAAUCCCACCAGGAAUACACUGUGUCAUCACAGCCUGGUUUCUGAUCAGACAGGAAGGAGUUACAACCUCACAGCUCAUCUGAUUUUGCUGCCCUCAUUUCUGUCCUCAGUUGUUCCAGGGGAUGCUUCCUUCUUCCAUCAAAAACAGCCAGCAAAAUGAAGGGUGUCUCUCUCUCUGGGUCAUCAUCAUCAGGGGUUAGGGGAGUUUGUUUUUUAACUUGUUUUUAGUUGGAACUUCAAGGAUAAACUGAAUCAUAAAACCAAAUGAAAGUC